Molecule: messenger RNA, 747 nt
Organism: Dentiscutata heterogama
Lineage: Eukaryota; Fungi; Glomeromycota; Glomeromycetes; Diversisporales; Gigasporaceae
Source: the annotation of a GenBank genome assembly
UAUGUUUCUCCAUAUUUUAGUGCGUUUUCAGCUUUGAAACUCGGGGCUGAUAUGGCUCAUAUUGUCUGCCAACCUACAGCAGCGAUUUCUAUAAAGAAUCCUGAUUUAACUUCCGAAGAGAUAAUAGAUAAUGUAACAUCUCUUUUUAAGCGCACGCACGUGCUAGUUAUUGGUCCUGGCUUAUCAAGAGAUAAGAUGAUGUUGGAAUGUGCUAAGGGUAUCAUAUUAAAGGCAAAAGAAGAACAUAUACCAAUGGUUAUUGAUGCGGAUGGAUUGUUUCUUAUUCAAAAUGAUCCUGAUAUUAUCAAAGACUAUUCUGAAGCAAUUUUGACACCCAAUAGGAUAGAAUAUGAAGAUGACCAUAAAGGGGAAUUGAUUCAAAAAUUAAGUCGGGUUUUUGGUGGAGUAACUAUUGUCCAAAAGGGCGAAAAUGACUUAAUUUCUAAUGGUAAUUCCGUCUUUCUGGUCGAUAAUAAAGGUGGUCUCAAGCGUUGUGGUGGGCAAGGCGAUAUUCUUACAGGACUUAUUUCCACAUUCAUAUCAUGGGGCGUGGCAUAUAAGAAAAAUAUAUGGGCGCACGAUAAUUCCAUAUCACCCACAGAUAUUCCAAUGUUGGCUAGUUUUGCGGGAUGCACACUUAUGAGAGAAUGUUCAUGGGCUGCCUUUACGAAACUGGGACGUUCUGUUCAAACAUCAGAUAUGAUCCCGGAAAUUGGACCAUCCUUUCAACGGUUGUUUGAAAGGUAA